UGAAAGAACCCGCGUCCCUGGCGCUUUCCGCCAGCGGAAAUUCCGGCGGCUACAUGGAUCCAGACGGCACAGCCAUUGUAAUGUCAUCCGAGCUUCUGCCAGCACCGACUCCGGAUCCGAGAGUGACGUGGAAUUACUUUGACGAACAGGGGUACGUUUCAAGAGGUGGUCUACGUGCAGGCGAGGACCCAUACGCGAGGAAUAAAUUCAAUCAGGAAGCCUCCGACGGUCUUCCAAGUAAUCGUGAUAUACCUGAUACUCGUAGCGCUAUGUGUAGGAUGAAACAAUGGAGACAGGAUCUGCCACCGACUUCCGUUAUAAUUACUUUCCACAACGAGGCACGGUCUACGCUACUCAGAACUGUCGUCAGUGUGCUAAACAGAAGUCCCGAACAUUUAAUCAAGGAAAUCAUUUUAGUGGACGAUUUCAGCGAUCAUCCGGAGGAUGGCGAAGAGCUAUCGCGAAUUCAUAAAGUUCGUGUGAUCCGAAAUGAGAAGAGAGAAGGCCUAAUGAGAUCUCGUGUCCGCGGUGCAGAUGCAGCUACCGCGAAUGUAUUAACGUUUUUAGAUUCGCAUUGUGAAUGCAAUGCCGAUUGGCUCGAACCACUCUUGGAAAGAGUGGCUGAAGACCCAACCCGAGUAGUAUGUCCUGUGAUCGAUGUAAUCAGCAUGGAUACUUUCCAAUAUAUCGGAGCUUCCGCCGAUCUCAGGGGUGGUUUCGAUUGGAGUUUAGUCUUUAAAUGGGAAUAUCUCAGCCAGACGGAACGACAGGCGAGACAAAAGGAUCCGACACAAGCUAUUAGAACCCCUAUGAUUGCUGGUGGACUAUUUGUCAUCAACAAAGCGUACUUUGAGAAACUCGGCAAAUACGAUACUCAGAUGGAUGUUUGGGGCGGCGAAAAUCUCGAAAUAUCGUUCCGUGUGUGGCAAUGCGGUGGCAGCUUGGAGAUUAUCCCGUGCUCACGUGUGGGCCAUGUAUUUCGUAAACGUCAUCCUUACUCGUUCCCCGGAGGCAGCGGAAACGUGUUUGCUCGAAACACAAGGCGCGCCGCCGAAGUAUGGAUGGACGACUACAAGCAGUUCUACUACAACGCUGUACCGUUAGCACGAAACAUCCCUUAUGGAAACAUACAAGAUAGAAUGGAACUAAAACGAAGACUACAUUGCAAGCCUUUCAGUUGGUAUUUGAAGAACGUAUACCCCGAAUUAGUUAUACCUACGAGUGAGGGUGGUCCAGGAGGAUCUUUAAAACAGGGUACCGCCUGUUUAGAUAGCAUGGGCCAUCUUCUCGAUGGAAACGUUGGUCUUUAUCCUUGUCAUGACACUGGUGGCAACCAGGAAUGGGGCCUCACGAAGGACGGCCUGAUCAAGCAUCACGAUCUCUGCCUGACCUUACCGGUGUACGCCAAGGGUACGACGCUGUUAAUGCAAAUCUGCGAUGGCAGCGAAAACCAGAAGUGGCGACAUUUGGAGGGUGGUCUGAUACGCCAUACCAGAAUCCCCGUGUGUGUGGACUCGAGAUAUCACGCGCAACGUGGUAUCACGGCGGAGAAGUGCGACUCAAACGCAGAAACGCAGAGGUGGCAUCUCUACAAUCACAAUCACUAG
Cyphomyrmex costatus is the source of this 1607-nucleotide messenger RNA. It is a transcript of the gene Pgant2, whose product is annotated as polypeptide N-acetylgalactosaminyltransferase 2. Bases 54 to 1607 code for a protein of 517 amino acids. Gene Ontology annotation, cellular component: Golgi apparatus. Gene Ontology annotation, molecular function: polypeptide N-acetylgalactosaminyltransferase activity. The record is from RefSeq and is a predicted model, not a curated record. NCBI's taxonomy places the organism in Eukaryota, Metazoa, Arthropoda, Insecta, Hymenoptera, Formicidae. Gene Ontology annotation, biological process: protein O-linked glycosylation. The transcript is spliced from 9 exons.